Dacryopinax primogenitus is the source of this 1293-nucleotide messenger RNA. RefSeq names its product cyclin-like protein. NCBI's taxonomy places the organism in Eukaryota, Fungi, Basidiomycota, Dacrymycetes, Dacrymycetales, Dacrymycetaceae. Gene Ontology annotation, molecular function: cyclin-dependent protein serine/threonine kinase activator activity. Bases 1 to 1293 code for a protein of 430 amino acids. Gene Ontology annotation, biological process: positive regulation of DNA-templated transcription, elongation; regulation of transcription by RNA polymerase II. The transcript has 4 exons. Gene Ontology annotation, cellular component: cyclin/CDK positive transcription elongation factor complex; nucleus. The record is from RefSeq and is a predicted model, not a curated record.
AUGUCCGGAUACUCUCAGAUCUCCGAGAUGGAUAGGAGAGAGGCAGGCACAUCUACAUCAGCCCCACUCUUCAAGAGCAAGCGAUACCACCCGUACUUCACUCCACGCGAAAUAGCAUUCUUGAGUGACAAGCAGCGAGGGAAGCUGUCGUAUAACCUGGAGGAAAAGACGAGACGCGAAGCAUGCAACUUGAUAGAAGUGAUUGGAUCCCGUCUGGGAUUCCCACAUCGCACCAUUGGCACGGCACAGUCGCUCUUUCAUAGGUUCCACCUCUUCUUCCCAAUGAAGGAUUUCGCCUACUGGGACGUAGCACACGCGUGCCUGUACGUUAGCACAAAAGUACACGACACGCUCAAGAAGCCCAGAGAUAUCAUCGUGGCCAGCUAUCAUGUGCGGUUCCCCGAGGAAGCAGAGAAAGCAAGAGCAAAGGGAGGAGAGAUGGAGAUCAAUCCAAAGAACUUGGAUAUUGACAAGCUGCGUCUUGUAGCUGUGGAGCGACUCGUGCUUGAGACCAUCUGCUUCAACUUCAAGGUGCAUACACCCCACUCCUACGUGAUCAAAGCCGGCCGUGCAUUAGGAGCGAGCAAAGAAUUGACAAAAUUGGCAUACAAACUCGCAAUUGACAGCCAUCGAACGGUUUCUCCACUUGAACACCCGCCACACAUCAUCGCCCUUGCUUCGCUCUAUCUCGCCGCGCUUCUGACUGCUUUCCCUGAGCAUGGAGGUGUAUCUGUCAUCCAAGAAACUGAAUGGUCAAAACCCGCAUCAACUUCCAACGGUUACGAGAACCGCAAUGGGCGACAGGCUCCCGCCGAGCCACCUCGACGAACUGCGAGAGAUAUCGGCGAAGAGCUCGGACAAGAAGGACGCUGGUGCAGGCAGUUUGGUGCACGUGUGUUUGAUCUGCAGGAAGUUGCCCAUCGACUGCUAGAUCUGCUCUCUUCCCAGCCGGCCCAGGCGAUCCACUCGCUCUCUACUUCUCCACAAACCCCGCUAACACCAACGUCGCCUUCUCCCAACCAGCCAUCUCCUAUCCCACACGGUCCUGCACCAUCGACCACCGCCUUUACUCCUGCGCACCUGACGAGGCUCAAGAUCUUCCUUAGAGAACGAGAGGCCGCGAUGGGUCCUCCUCCAAUACGACCGCAAAUCAGCCAAGAGGACCCAAGCACGGAUUAUACCGUCGGUCCGGGGGCAGUUAAUAUUCUCAGUGGGAAUGCAGAUAGGAACGCGGCUACGGAAGUGUGGAAUCAUGGAAGGGAGGCCCCGAGCGUGAGGUUCUUCUUCGACUGA